Penicilliopsis zonata CBS 506.65 is the source of this 2259-nucleotide messenger RNA. RefSeq lists its product as hypothetical. Gene Ontology annotation, biological process: regulation of DNA-templated transcription. The transcript has 5 exons. Bases 51 to 2105 code for a protein of 684 amino acids. Gene Ontology annotation, molecular function: zinc ion binding; DNA-binding transcription factor activity, RNA polymerase II-specific. Lineage: Eukaryota; Fungi; Ascomycota; Eurotiomycetes; Eurotiales; Aspergillaceae. The record is from RefSeq and is a predicted model, not a curated record.
ACCUAUAUAAUUUUCUGUUAUUAUUAUCGAAUUUUCUGUUAUUAUCGAUCAUGAAAUCGCACCCCUCGCGGCCGGUCAAGCUGGCCUGUCUGGCCUGCCGAGCGGCCAAGAUCCGCUGUGACGGACAGAAGCCCUGUGCGAGUUGCACUCUGCACCGCACAGAAUGCCGAUACCAGCCCAGUCGCCGGGGGGGAGCCCGACGGGGGCCCAUCGCGGCCGAGGAGCUGGCGCUGAAGAGAGCGCAGCGGAUGAAGGCUGUUGUUGACCGAGACGGCCCUGACCAUACUCAUCCUCACUCUCAUCAUCAUUCGAAUUCUCAAUCUCAUCCUCACUCUCAAUCCCAUUCGCAUUGUCCUCCCCCCCCCUAUGCGCCGCCGCUCCCCCCUCAAUGGGAUCCAUUCCCCGCGCUGUCCCUGUCGCCUCCCCGGCCGGCGACUCCCUCGUUAGACGCCGGCGAUGGACUCGGCUUUCCCUCACCGGGGGCUGCCCUGCUGGAGCCCGUCGAUCUUCCCGCCUGUCGGAUCCGGGCCUAUCGAUGUGACCAGGAUUUGAUCAACACGUAUUAUAUCUUCAUUCAUCCGUACUUCCCCCUGCUCCCCCCGCCAGCAGUCCCCCAGUGCGAAGACAAAUGCCUGAAUCUGAGUCUGCGCUCGUCGUACGCCAAUGCGUCGCUGAUGCCGUAUUGGCCCACGACGCCGCUGGGGCUGGCCCUGGCCGCCCUUCUGGCGGUGAUCCCCCCGCCAGAGGUGGAAGACGGGCCCGACAGCGCCCCUGACGACGCCCAAGCCAGCGAGGAGGACGCCGUGGCCCUCCGGCGGUCGUACGCCGAUCUGUACGCGCGGUCGGCGUUGGAAACGCUGGAAGACGGCCUGGAGGCGGCCUCGUCGCAGCACGAGCUGGCCAAGGGCCCCCGGAGCUCGCUGCACGCGGGGAUCCCGCGCCGGAUGGAGCCGGUGCUGGCGCUGGCGCUGCUGGGCCUGUACGAAUGCUGCCACCGGGGCAACAUCGCCAAGAUGCGGCUGCGCACGAACCAGGCGCUGACGCUGGCCAUGGACCUGGCGCUGUACAAGGAGGACGCGCAGACGGGGUGUCUCGAUGCCCAUCGCCGCUGCUGGUGGGCGACCAUCUUCCUGGUGUACCAGUCGUCCAUCCUGAGCGCGUCGCCGCCCAUCAUUGCGUUUGACGAUCUGCGCAUUUCCACUCCGUUUCCGGAAUUCCGGGGCUGUCGCGAGCCAUGGCCGCUGGUGGUGAAUGCCCAGGUGGCGCUGCUCCGCAGCUGCUCGCUGGGCCGUCAGCUCAUCCGCGAAGACAGCAAGAGCACCGUCAGCAGGGAGGAGAUGCAGACGCUCGACAGCUUCAUUCUCGAGCUGGCGGCCGAGGCCGACCGGUUCCGCUGCGUGACCAACUACCAGGGCGCCGAGGCCGACGCCUCGCGCAACCUGUGGGCCAUCUCCAACGCCCUGAUCCACACGGCGCGGCUGACGCUGCAUCGCGUGCGGGCGUUUGUCGACCGCCCGAUCUUCCUCGACGGGCAGUGCGACCUGCUCGCCAUGGACGGCACCAGCACCGUCGGCAGCACCAGCACGGCGUCUCCCUCGCAUCUCCAUCUGUCGCCCGGGCGGGUCGCCGAGAUCCAGACGCUGUGCGCCCGGACGGAGCCUGAAUCCGUGCGCAUCUGCCUGCACUCGGCGCUGGUCGUGUCGCGCGUCUUCCGCCGGCUCCCAGCCCCAAACCCCAACUACUCGGACACCGUCGAGGUCGAUUCCGGGGGCGGCAUCUGGCCCCGGCCCCGGCGCUGCGCCGUGCCGGGCCACCCGCGCUCCAUCCCCUACAUGGCGUGCUGCCAGCUGCAGAGCUUCUACACGCUGGCGAUCAUCCUGCGCCGGGUGCGCGCCGGCAUGUGUUCGGGCAACAUCGCCAGCUAUGCGUAUCUGCUCGACCGGCCGAGUGCGACGACCGAGGUGCAGGACACGGAGCGGCUGAUUGAGGAGCUGCAGGCGGGCAUGGAGGCGCUGCGCCGUUCCAUCCAGGCCGAUGUCGUUUUCGGGGGGGUUGCCUCUAUUGCUCUGGAGGUGCAGAGACUGUAUGAAGCGACGGUUGAGUAGUCUGCUGUGAUGACUGUAGAAGACUCUACAAGACCUAGUCUAUUAUAUCUCAGUAUACUACAAUUUACAGAUGAGAUGAUGAGUUUAUAGAUGAGAGAUGAGAUGACAAAUUACUUUACUCUCUAUUAUACAGAAAUAUCAAUUUCCUGGUACC